Messenger RNA from Dictyostelium discoideum AX4, 462 nucleotides. RefSeq lists its product as hypothetical. The record is from RefSeq and is a predicted model, not a curated record. Bases 1 to 462 code for a protein of 153 amino acids. Lineage: Eukaryota; Evosea; Eumycetozoa; Dictyosteliales; Dictyosteliaceae. The transcript has a single exon.
AUGGGAUCAAUACCAAAUACAGUUUUAACAAUAGAAUUUGAUAAAGGCUUUAACCAAUUACUUACAGCAGGUAUUAUACCAGAAGGUGUUAUCGGAUUAAGAUUCCACCAAGUUAAGGACUUAUUGAUUGUCGGUUCAAUUCCAAAAUCGAUUUAUUCAUUAUUUUUCAAAGAUGGCUUUAAUCAAAUAUUAUCACCAGGUAUAAUUACUGAUGGAGUGUGUGAGAUAAUUUUGGGAGAAAUUAAACAACCAUUAUUAGUGAAUUCAAUACCGAAUUCUGUCACAAAAUUGCAUAUCAUUAAUGGAUUUAAUCAAUCACUAACACCAGGAGUCAUUCCAAAUUCAAUAAAGGAAUUAACUUUAGGUAGUGUAAAAACACAAUUAGUUGAAGGAUCAAUACCAAAAACAAUUCAAAAAAUUAUUUUAAAAGGAAAUAUUGAACCAUCAUAUUUUUUUUUUUGA